Molecule: messenger RNA, 2267 nt
Organism: Sceloporus undulatus (fence lizard)
Lineage: Eukaryota; Metazoa; Chordata; Lepidosauria; Squamata; Phrynosomatidae
Gene: NKAP
Product: NFKB activating protein
Exons: 9
Coding region: 88-1131 (347 amino acids)
Biological process (GO): regulation of gene expression
Cellular component (GO): nucleus
Molecular function (GO): chromatin binding
Source: RefSeq, a predicted model, not a curated record
UUGGCCGAGCGGCGUCGCUGUGGUAGCGAAAGGAAGUGUCUGCCUGACCCGGAAGUGCCCGUUUGGGGCCGGAGGGGUCGCUCAGUGAUGGCGCCAGUAUCCCGUUCGCGGAGCCCCGCCGCGGAGCCUCCUUCCGCCCGACGGGGCCGCGGCGGGAACGGAGCCUCGGGCAGCCCUUCCCCGCCCAGCAGGUCCAGCCGGGGCAGGAGGUCUCGCUCCCGGUCCCGUUCCAGGUCUCGAUCCCGUCAGCGUCCGGGGCCUCCGCACCACUUCGGCUACCGGCUGGAGGCCAAGCCCCGGGGCCUUUGGUACUCCGAGGCCGGCAAGGAGCAGGAGGAGUCCCUCCGGCAGAGGCGAUUAAAUGAGAGAGAAAGGAUAGGCGAAUUAGGAGCUCCUGAAGUUUGGGGACUGUCGCCAAAAGUUCCAGAUCCAGAUUCUGAUGAACAUACCCCUGCAGAAGAUGAAGAUGGGACAUCCAAAAAGAGUAGCACCUCUGAUUCCAGCUCAGAAGAGGAGGAGAAGAAAAAGAAGAAGAAAAAGAAAAAGAAGAGAAAAGCUGCUUCACGUGAUGAGGAAAAGAAGAGAGCCAAGAAGAAGAAAAAGAAGCACAGAAAAAAGAAGUCCAAGAAGAAAAAGAGUAAGAGGAGCAGGAAGGACUCCAGUGAAUCAAGCAGUGAAGACUCUGACAAUGAGACAUUACAAGGAGAUGAGCUGUGGAUUGAAAGAUCAAAAAACGCAGAUGCUGUGGAUUUCAUUGGGCCAGAAGCUCCUAUUACCCAUGCAUCCCAGGAUGACCGGCCCUUGAACUACGGGCAUGCUCUGCUGCCGGGUGAAGGUGCUGCCAUGGCAGAGUAUGUAAAAGCUGGAAAACGUAUCCCUAGAAGAGGUGAAAUUGGCCUUACCAGUGAAGAGAUUGCAUCAUUUGAGAAGUCUGGCUAUGUAAUGAGUGGCAGCAGGCAUCGGCGAAUGGAGGCUGUGCGUCUCCGCAAAGAAAACCAGAUUUAUAGUGCAGAUGAGAAAAGAGCUCUGGCAUCUUUUAAUCAGGAGGAGAGACGGAAGAGAGAGAACAAGAUCCUGGCAAGCUUCCGGGAAAUGGUCUACAGAAAAACCAAAGGCAAAGAUGAAAAAUGAACCACUUGCUGUUUUCUAUAGCACAUGCUGGAAUGAAUGUUGGCAAAGCAUACCUGUUAAUGGUGAUUUGCAAGUAGGGGUGUCCCCUGUGCCACAGCAAUACUUGCAAGGUCUAGUGCUGCUGGAACUUUGGAUAUUGGUUCAUGCAUACCAGACAACAGCCUUUUCAGGUAUCAUUUGGAAUGACUGUUCACUAGCUUGUAGAAUAUUGAAGAACAUAGGCCAAAAUGUGAAUUAAGAAACUGAGAAAGGCAAGCGGUCCUGCAGAUGAUACCAAAAUAUUGCUAAGAAUCUGAAUAGAUACUGGCAUUCUUGGAAAAUAGCACUUUUAAAAAAUUCUAGGCAUACAAACAGGAACAAAACCUGAGAUUCGAUUAAGGUUGCUCUGUUCUGCAUUUUUUUAUCAGAGGAUAUAGAGACCACAGUAUGAAACAAGACAAAAAUAACUUGUUUUACUGGACUGGACAGUAAAUGACCCAAAUAGAUUGUGUGUCUAAACCUUUGCCCCCAAAUAAGACCAAAACAUCCUUAACACUGGAUGUCUCCUCAUGAGCUUACUUUUGUUUGUUUUAGAUUAUUUCUUUGUUAUAAUAACAUCAAAGCAUCUUAAAUCAUAGUCUGUUUUGUGACUCAGACACCUUGUAAAUAAGACCAGUUUUAUUUCUUCAUUUUGAAAUAUUGUAUAUUUAACAGCAUGAAGAAUCUCAAAACUUAACAAAGAGAACACCUUGAAGACUCUAUUGGAUUUUGUUUUGUAAAUAGUAUGUCAGUUGGUUGAAUGGGUUAAAUAUCUGUGUCUGGGUCAGUGUAAGGAGGCUUUUUAACUUUUCAUUUAUUCAAAAUUUGCUGUAUUUUAAGUAAGAACCAUGUGAUGGGCUACACCACGUAGUGGGUCUUCAGCAUCCCUCCCUCCUUUUAAAAAGAACGAUGCUAAAAUUGAUCUCUAACUUCAGGAGCAUCUCAGAGACAGCAUAUGAAGGUGCCAUGUGAAAUGCCUCCCCUCCCCAAAAGCAGGAUGUAUAUAGAAGCCUAGGUGGGCUUUAUGUGGUGCGUUCUAAGUACCCCCUCUUUGCACAGUUGUAAAAAUGUGUAUUAUUUCUGGGAUCUUUUAAAAAAUAUUAAAGUGUUAUUCCCUA